AUGCCCCUCAGCAAUAGCAGUACACUAAGAGACUUCAUUCUCCUGGGGCUCACAAAUUGCCCAGAACUCCAGCCUCUCCUCUUUGUGCUGUUUCUGGUUGUUCACCUCGUCACCCUCCUAGGCAACCUGGGCUUGAUGGUAUUAAUCAGACUGGACUCUUGCCUUCAGAAGCCCAUGUACUUCUUCCUCACUCAUUUAGCCCUUGUAGACUUGUGCUAUACCUCGAACGCAACUCCACAGAUGCUGACUAAUCUGGUAUCAAAGGGGAAGACCAUCACCUUUGCUGGCUGCUUUAUACAAUGUUGCUUUUUCAUAACACUUCUCCUCACUGAGCUCUACAUGCUGGCAGCAAUGGCCUAUGACUGCUAUGUGGCCAUAUGCAACCCUCUGCACUACAGUGUGAAGAUCAGGCGUGUCUGCAUAAGCUUAGCCACAUUUCCUUAUGUCUAUGGCUUCUCAGAUGGGUUGUUCCAGGCCAUCCUGACCUUCCGCCUGACCUUCUAUAGAUCUAACAUCAUCAACCACUUCUACUGUGCUGACCCACCACUCAUUAAGCUUUCUUGCUCCAAUACUCAUGUCAAAGAGCUUGCCGUGCUCUUAUCAUCAGGCUUCAACCUCUCCAACUCCCUCUCCAUCAUCCUGGUGUCUUAUGUCUUCAUUAUUGCCGCCACCCUCAGGAUCAAAUCAGCAGAGGGAAGGUGCAAGGCAUUCUCCACCUGUGGUUUCCAUGUGAUGGUUGUAACCCUAUUCUAUAGGACCCUCUUCUGCAUGUAUGUAAGACCACCAACAGAUAAGACUGUUGAGGACUCCAAGAUUAUAGCUGUCUUCUACACCUUUGUAAGUCCAGCACUUAAUCCCUAUUAUAGUCUGCAGAACAAAGAUGUAAAACAAGCAUUGAGGAGACUCCUCCGAAGAAAUAUGGUCACUAAGUUGGCAAUGCCUCCAAUUUCCAGUAAACCGUAA
Hippopotamus amphibius kiboko is the source of this 963-nucleotide messenger RNA. Its product is annotated as olfactory receptor 5M11-like. The record is from RefSeq and is a predicted model, not a curated record. Gene Ontology annotation, biological process: G protein-coupled receptor signaling pathway; sensory perception of smell. Gene Ontology annotation, cellular component: membrane. Lineage: Eukaryota; Metazoa; Chordata; Mammalia; Artiodactyla; Hippopotamidae. Gene Ontology annotation, molecular function: odorant binding; G protein-coupled receptor activity; olfactory receptor activity.